Messenger RNA from Syngnathus acus (greater pipefish), 1834 nucleotides. RefSeq lists its product as uncharacterized. The transcript is spliced from 12 exons. The record is from RefSeq and is a predicted model, not a curated record. NCBI's taxonomy places the organism in Eukaryota, Metazoa, Chordata, Actinopteri, Syngnathiformes, Syngnathidae. Bases 379 to 1761 code for a protein of 460 amino acids.
UUGUUGAGCCAGCAUUACUUAGUUUAUUAGCGCCAUCUUCUGGAGAGACAGUGUAUAACAUUGCUCUUACGCGUGACCUUUGCAGGUUCAUCAAUGAAAGUGCAAAUCAAGGGUUUGUCUUACGACGGAUCCAUUUGCUCUUCUUGUUCAGUAAAAGGCGAUGUCAUUGAUUUUUUUUUUUUUUUUCUCCAGGUUUCAUUGACUCCAAGGCCUCUCUCGCUCGCUCGCUCUCUCUCUCUCGCUCUCCAUGACAACAGAGCAAAGUCCAUCUGCUGCUUAAACGUUCCACCAGAGCAGCCACUACAUGGCAAUUUUGCAUAGAAGCUUUGCACGACAAGCGACGGAAGUGUGGAGCGGAAGAAGAAGAAAAAACAGAAAAUGAUGAGGUCCAGCAUUUCCAAAAAUGCAGUUGCAAAGUUAGAGCAUGAUAUCUGCGAGAUCCUCCGUGACCUGAACAAUUUUGCUUUCAGUGACCCGCCCACCAACUGCAUCAGAGCAGGAGUCCUGAGGUACCACCGUGAGUCUGACAACCCCCAACUCGCCAACGCAGCUGCACAUUUAGAGCCUCCGUUUGAGUGCCCGAUAAAAUGUGAAUACUGCCAUAGGACCGCCAGGCCUGUACUGGAUGUGAGAUGGGAAGACGAGAUGCAGGCGGUGUCGGCCUUUUGCUGUGCCCAGCGCAGGAGGCUAUGCAUGGCCUUGGUGAGGAAGAGGCCCUCGGCAGAUGACUUGGCCUGGCGGGAAGAAAAGCCCAGCGACCUGGCAGACGCGCUGCUCGGAAACAAAGACAAAAAGAACGGCCAAAAUAUUAGUGACCUUUCCCGUGGACUCAUGGAACUGGCAGGGUUGAGGCGUGACAACGCCUCGCAACAGGCAGAACCCCCCGCAGAAGCCAAAAUCCUCAGCUUCAGGCUCGCCGGUACCCCAGAAGAGGGCGGCUGGAUGCUCACGGACGUUGCUGAGAAUGUUGUGCAAGUCAAAAAGGAGGAGACCAAGUUUGCUUGUGACCACAAGCCACCUCUGUUUGGCAUAUGUCAUCAAAAGGAAGGAGAAUUUCAACAGAAACGUUACACGGACGGCAGGACCUUUCUUAACUUGUUCCCGGACGGCUCUGCUCAGCUCUAUUAUCCGGGCCAUAUCUUGGCUCUCGUCUUUGUCGUCACCAAAAAGAAGGAAAGGGUUUGCAUCGUGUACGACAACAACCCCAAGCCGCCCAGAGCCAUCCGAGCCAUCUUCCAGUGUAACGGCACGGCCACGUGUUACCACAGCAACGGAAACAUAUGGUUGAAUCUCAACAGUUCCGGUGGUCAGUGUUUGGACGAGACGGGUGCCAGGGUCCGUCGCUGGAGCUGGAAGACGCUGCCGCCGCCUCAUCUGCCUCCUCUCUUCUUGUCCCUCAACAAGCACAUUGGGGUGCGAGUCCUGGGGAAGGAUCACAUUUUUGUCUCCUUCCUGGCCAAUGGGCAACAGGCCCGGUGUAGUGUGGGCAGCUGCAGCGCUCAGUGUAAAUGCACGAGAGAGAUGCCGACGAGCGGACCUUUGCUGCUGAAGGACGAGCUGUUUGUGCUGGCCGCUCGGGUGAAGAUCCACCUGUGCAUCCAGCAUCUCAACUGGAGCCUUCCGAGACCUCUGCACCAGAAGAUCACGCCGACCCAGAGCAUCCGCGUCUUCGGCAAAAAGCUGCUGGAGGUCAGCACCAAGGUCCUGAUGAGCCAGCACGAGCGUGCCUUCAUCAGGGGCUGCCUCCAAGACUGUCUCUAACGGAAGAAGCUGCGUCAUAGUUAUCGUCGGUUUUUAUUCACUCUUUGCAAGUUAUAAAAAUGCCUCCCAAAUC